AACCCUUCCAUUUCCUCUGCUUUGCAGAUCAGAACCAAGGAUGGCCGGCGGCGGCACCAGCAUCAGGAAGUAUGUGGGCGCCCUCAAGGACUCCACCACCGUCAGCAUCGCCAAAGUGAACAGCGCCUACAAGCAACUGGACAUUACCAUCGUCAAGGCCACCAACCAUGUGGAGCGGCCUGCAAAGGAGAAGUACAUCAGAGAUAUCUUCAUGCAUCUUAAUUCUGGGAGGGCUCGGGCGGACGUGGCCUACUGCAUCCGCGCCCUCGCCAGACGCCUCUCCAAGACGCGCAACUGGGCGGUUGCACUCAAGACGCUAAUUGUGAUACACCGUGCCCUUCGCGAGGUUGACCCUUCUUUCCAUGACGAGCUCAUCAGUUACGGAAGAUCUAGCGGCCAGAUGCUACACAUGUCCUAUUUCAAAGAUGACUCCAGCCCUGAUGCUUGGGAUCACUCCGCGUGGGUGCACAAUUACGCUUUGUAUUUGGAAGAGAGGCUCGAAUCUUUCUGUGUGCUGAAUUAUGACGUCGAACUGGAUCCAUUGGGAACACGAGAUGUUGAUACAACUGGUUUGCUUGCACAACUGCCGGCAUUGUCGCAGCUUCUUUUCCGGCUAAACAGUUGUCAGCCGCAUGGGUCGUCAUCUUAUAACACCAUAAUCCAGCAUGCCCUUGCAAUAGUUCCUACGGAGAGUGUUAGGAUCCAGACAGCCAUUAAUGAUGGCAUACUCAACCUAGUUGACAAGUUCUUUGAUAUGCAUAGGGACGACGCUAUUCGGGCCCUUGAUAUAUACAAAAAAGCACUUAUGCAGGCAGGGCAACUUUCUGGAUUUUAUGAUACAUGUAAAACCAUACAUAUUGGGUGGGGUGAGAAGCUGUUAACAAUCAAACAGCCUCCUGCGUCAUUCUUGCAAGCUAUGGAAGAUUAUGUGAGAGAUGCUCCCCUUGCUUCAAAAAAUCAGGCUGUACUGGCAAUAGAGUACAACAGAAAACCAAAAGAGGAAGAAGCAUCAACUCCACCACCUCCUCUUCCUCAAGUAUCAACCGUGAGCCACAAAACCAAUGGUAUCGCCGACAUGGCGAUGCCAAACUUCAUGUUGAUCGAGUUUUUGGACCUGGCCGUAAUGGCCAAGAUUGUUCUUAGUAGUUGUUUCUCUACUUGUGUUCUUGAUUAA
This is a messenger RNA of Hordeum vulgare subsp. vulgare (domesticated barley), 1174 nucleotides long. Its product is annotated as putative clathrin assembly protein At5g35200. Gene Ontology annotation, cellular component: clathrin-coated vesicle; clathrin-coated pit. Gene Ontology annotation, molecular function: clathrin heavy chain binding; phosphatidylinositol-4,5-bisphosphate binding; 1-phosphatidylinositol binding. Gene Ontology annotation, biological process: clathrin coat assembly; clathrin-dependent endocytosis; vesicle budding from membrane. Lineage: Eukaryota; Viridiplantae; Streptophyta; Magnoliopsida; Poales; Poaceae. The coding region runs from base 41 to 1174 and encodes 377 amino acids. The transcript is spliced from 14 exons. The record is from RefSeq and is a predicted model, not a curated record.